CGGUGCGCGCUGCACCAUGGACGCAUACCGGAAUUUAGAAUGGUCCAAACAGAACCGGCGUAGCGAACAGCGAUUGCUGGAGUACUUUUCCGUCGAUUUUUCCCAAUACGAAGAGGACAUCUUCAAUCUGCACAUUAACGAAGUCGAUGCGGUGCACCAGCUGAACGAUACGUUCCGGGAUGACAAUGCGGUGGCCUUGGAAUACCCAGUAGAUCCGCGAACCGGCAUGGAAGUAAGGCAGCUGGAUAUCGAUACAACCAAGGGUAUGAGAUUGUACGAUAGCUUUCCCAGUGGGUCCAUGCUGACGAGGGCCGAACACCAGCACUGCUUGAUGGUUUUGAACAGAAAGAACAUGAGACUUGGGUUUGAGAGUGCCGAGGAUCGGGAAGCUUUACACAAGUAUUACGCCCUGAAGAAGAAACUGGGCAAGGAGCCUUUGCUAUAUGCAAGCUUUGUCAAGAAUUACUUCAACAAUCACUUGGUCUGUAGGAAAAGCACGAUCGAGAAGGAUUUGGACGAUUUAGUCGUUGCUAUCUGGAAGGGAAAGGCCGGCAAUAUGUUGAGCGAGAUCUCCAGUAGAACAUAUAUAUUGAGUACGGCAGUAAUGUGGCUAAAUUACAAAAGCCAUGAACAAAAUGUGCAGUUUGAGCCCGUGUCCGAAAAUGUGGUGGAGCAUGGAGUUGUGAGGAAUAUUUUUACCGAGAAUUUGCUACAGUGUAAAACUCUGAAGCGAAACAAACGAGUUUUGGACAAUUUUUUCAAGGAUCAACAUUUUUCGAUGCCGAUGAAUGAUGCUGUUCAGGUUGAUACAGUACUGAAGCAAGACGAAGACGUGAGGUUCGUAGUCGAUUCGGGGACACUUUGUCAUCUGUUGGACUGUGCAAGCAAUAUGGACGAGCAAUGGAUGGUGCCUUUGCGGAUUGAGACGGUUGAGCAUCGAAAUGUAAUUCUUAUUGGGAAGAAGUUUCCCGCAACGAAAAUGUCCACGCACGCGAGAAACGUAAAAGCGCACAAGUAUCUAGUGAGAAGCUUUAUGUCGAUUACCAAAAAAGAGGCAACCCAUGGUUUGGAUAAGAAAACGGAGGAACGAGAUGCCAAAUGCUCCAAAGAAAUCGACUACAAAGUGGUAGAGUUCGAUGAGUAUCUUCGUUUGAUCGAUGCGAAAUCUAAAACGCAAUAUCAUCCUCAUCGAAACAGUCGUCUUCAAUUAUGGAAACUACAGGAUGGAGAUGAUCAGUAUAGGUUCCUGAUAAGAUCCCGAAUGGAUUGCUACGAAUCUCUGCGUAAGAUGAAAUUCUACAUAAAUAUAUCGAUCAAACUGGAAUAUCAAGCAGAGUUCGGUGCUGAGCAGAUGACCAAGAGUGAAUUGAUUCGAGAAUGGGUUCGUCAAUUCCUUAGGCCCAAUUCCAGGACACUUCGGCUUCGGAUCAACGUGGUCACUCAUGCCAUCCUCUCACACCAUUAUCUGGAACUGAAGGACAUCGAAGAGGCGUUGAAACGAACGUACGACAUCGAACCAGCAAAUCUCAUUACAAACCUCUGGCAAACACUGAAGCUCCUGUUGAAUUUCCCUCCUGGAGAGCACAUAAUGCACCACGAUAUCAAAAACAAAGAAACCAUCAUGAUCCUCUCCAGCGAUAACAUGACCAGCACAGUGGGUUCAUCCAUCGAUCUGGGAGAGCUGUAUUCUAACGUCGAAUACGUACAACCAGCCUUGGAAUCGUACCAGUGGAUUCCUAUCGACACAUCUGUGAUAACUCAACUGCAUCGCGAACACACGCUUCUACCGUGCACUUUUCCUCAUUGGAACAGCGUCCAACGCAUCACUUCCAGGGAGAAAUUCAAGCACAAACGUCCUGCUGCUGCACCACCACCUUCGGUGGUGAAAACUAAGAAGAAAUCCAAACGUCGCAAACAGAAAGAUUACGAGAAGAAGCUUCAAAAGAAAAAUCAGAAGGUUUUCGUAAAUGAGAUACAGCAAUCGUUGAACACAUUUGCACCUUAUGAGGGACCUUCACGGAGUAAUGCCUUCAUGACCAAUGCAACGAAGAAGGACCCGACGGACCUGGUUAGCUUCGCCAAGGCACGGGAACCGUUCGAUUAUCAAGCGUACAUGAAACAAGCAAGUGCGAAGAAAGAAGACCAAUAAACUGUAACGAAACAAACUUU
Messenger RNA from Ochlerotatus camptorhynchus, 2169 nucleotides. RefSeq lists its product as uncharacterized. Gene Ontology annotation, cellular component: transcription elongation factor complex. Lineage: Eukaryota; Metazoa; Arthropoda; Insecta; Diptera; Culicidae. The record is from RefSeq and is a predicted model, not a curated record. Gene Ontology annotation, biological process: snRNA transcription by RNA polymerase III; positive regulation of transcription by RNA polymerase III; snRNA transcription by RNA polymerase II. The coding region runs from base 17 to 2149 and encodes 710 amino acids. The transcript is spliced from 2 exons.